AUUGUGAGAUGUUGCUUAAUUGGCAACAAAGAAAGAAGAUCAUCAUUGAUGUAGCAAGGGGGCUAACUUAUUUACAUGACGAAUGCAGGCAAACAAUAGUUCACUUGGAUAUAAAACCGCAUAACAUCCUCUUAGAUGAGAAUUUUAAUGCAAAAAUCUCUGAUUUUGGGUUAUCCAAACUAGUUGACUGUGACCAAAGCCAAGUUGUGACAACCAUGAGAGAAACUCUUGGCUAUAUGGCUCCAGAAUGGUUAAGUUCAGUAAUUACAAAAAAAGUUGAUGUCAAUAGCUUUGGAGUAGUGCUCUUGGAGAUAUUGUGUGGAAGGAGAAAUUUGGAUCACUCGCAACCAAAGGAAGCAAUGCAUUUACUUGAUCUUUUUAGUAAAAAUAUCGAGGAAGAUCGAUUGUUGGAUUUGGUUGAUAAGUAUAGUGAAGAUAUGCAAUUACAUGGAGCUGAAGUUGUAAAAAUGAUGAGGCUUGCAGCAUGGUGUUUGCAAAAUGAUUACACUAAGAGGCCUUCCAUGUCCAUGGUGGUUAAAGUCUUGGAGGGUGCUAUGAAUUUUGAAUCUGACUUAGAUUAUUUCUUCUUUAAUCCACCUUUACCAAACAUGAGAGCUGGAGUUGAUGAUCAAAAAGAGCAUGUUGUUGUUGCAACUCCUUUAUUGCCUUCAAUUCUAUCAAGACCACGGUGACUUUAACUGUACCAUGGAUGCUUCACCAAUGAGGUAAUUUUCAUACUUUUAUUAAAUUCUCUCUCCCAGUAAUUAAUAUUAAUUGUUUAAAUUUAACGGGAGCUCUCAACAUGAGUCAUUCAUGUGUUCAUUUAUUGGCAAUAGCAUGGCUUCUCUGUUGACUUUUAUUUGAAAUUGUUGCAGUGAUGUAUAAGCGUUUAUUCUGUCAGUGACACUAAAAUUUAACUUUGAGUUGUAGAUUAUUUGUUGCAUUGG
Messenger RNA from Quercus robur (English oak), 947 nucleotides. Its product is annotated as G-type lectin S-receptor-like serine/threonine-protein kinase SD2-5. The coding region runs from base 9 to 692 and encodes 227 amino acids. Lineage: Eukaryota; Viridiplantae; Streptophyta; Magnoliopsida; Fagales; Fagaceae. Gene Ontology annotation, molecular function: ATP binding; protein kinase activity. Gene Ontology annotation, biological process: protein phosphorylation. The record is from RefSeq and is a predicted model, not a curated record. The transcript has a single exon.